AGUGGUGGCGCCAGAGGGGGGGCAGGGGGGGCUACAGCCCCCCCGUCGGAGGAGGCUAGCCCCUCCGUCGGAAGAUAAAUUAUGCUUGAAUUUUUUUUGUCGGAGCGAAUUUUUUAAGUUUUGGCGGAAAUAGAAAUUUCUAAAAGGACUGUUAUCAGAAUUCAGGAAGCUCAUCCCAAAACAACUCAUCGACACAUCAAUUUCAUGGUAAAUAAUAAUCUGUUAUAAGAAGUUUGAAUUGGUUGUUUAGAUGUUCAGUACCAGGUGUUUUCCGCAUGCUGUUAAAUUUGAUCUUAUGUUAUGGAUAGUGCAGUUCGUCCAAAUCUUGCUUGCUAUAACCAACCUACAACAUCGGAAUAUUUUUGUGCGAUAGCGAUAUGGCAACAAAUGUUACCCGUUUCAGUGUUAGAUGUAGUAUAUGUAAUGACGUAUUUAACAAUGAUUACGCUGCCCGCCACACGAAGUCCAAGCACAAAGAUUUGGCUGCAAUGGGAAGGACUGCUCCUACGACGGCAAUAGUUGAAACGGACUCGCAGCAGAGAAAAAUAAAAACAUUUUUUCAAUCAAAAGGCGGUACUUUUCCAAAGAAACGAAAGGUUAAUGAUUUUGAAACUGAAAGAACAACAGAAGACCCCGAAGAACAAGAAGUUGAAAUUUCGAAAAUUCAAGACGAAGAGCAAAUCGAACGUGGUACAACUUCUAGCUUGGACCCCGAAGUCACGAAUGUAGAUGCUGACAACUACGUCACCAUUUCGGAAGCCGAACAGUCGAUGUCGGACAUUGUGGAAGCAGCAAAUGAAAGCGACAGCAACGAGGAUAUCGAGGAAAAUUUGGAACAGUUGGAACUCGAGUUGGAAGAUGAAGUUGAUCCUGCAGGAUUAUCAGCCGAAGCACUUCAAGGAGAUUCGAGAGGACCGCAACUUACACUAUCCGUCGCUGGCCCCAAGGACAUAUCCUCAACCAAAGACGGCGGACCUGUGCAGCCUC
Rhopilema esculentum is the source of this 987-nucleotide messenger RNA. The record is from RefSeq and is a predicted model, not a curated record. NCBI's taxonomy places the organism in Eukaryota, Metazoa, Cnidaria, Scyphozoa, Rhizostomeae, Rhizostomatidae.